AACUAGAAAAGUGGCAUUGAGUCCAACAGUGUUCUCAUUUUUUCUUCUUCUUCUUCUCUCAAAAUAAAAGUGUGUUUGUGUGGAACUAAUAUUUGUUUCAGUUCUUAAAGAAUUAAUUAAAGAAAAAAAAAUAGGUCUGGCCGGGUUAAGGAUAUUGUUGAGUCGAUUAGGAGGAAGGUGUCGUAGGAAGAAAAUUAAGAUAAAAUUAAAAGUGAUGGAUGAUUGGUGGCAUAAAAUGGUGUUUCCUGUAAGGCGUGUUUGGUUUGCUGUUUCUGCUCGUGUUAAAGCUCGCAAAAAUGGUGGUGGGCUUUUGAAGCUUCAUGAUGAUAUACAAACCUGUGGAUACGAGGAUGUUCAAGUUAUGUGGGAAAUGCUUAGGAAAACCGAGUCAGAAGUGACAUCUCGGCACCAUGAACGCAAGCGCAGACCAUUGUGGAGGAUAUUUGUAUGGUCCACUCAUAGUUCAAACUCAUCCUUCUCCUCAGAGCAUGCUCAUCAAUAGACAACAACUUGCUACAUCUUCAACAACAAUAAUAAGUGUCUGAAGAGUUGACACAUGUAUGGCAACGUCCAUUUCUUGAGCCCCGCAGGGUAGUAUUAAUUACAUGAUAUGGUACAAAGCUAUUGUAUGUCCAUAUCAGCAUAGGAUGAAGUAUAUCUAUUAUACCUCUAUAGCUUAGCAUGACCCUAAUGAGACUUACCUAUGAUGGUGUCAGUUUGUAAAUAUACCAUCUUUGUGAAGAGCCCUAUGAUCAUGUUUCAGCAUUAAAGAGAAAAAAAGAACUGUGAAGAGCUAAAUUUUCCUCUCUGAGGUUAAAUUAUGCUAUUAUGCUUACA
Messenger RNA from Lycium ferocissimum, 837 nucleotides. RefSeq lists its product as uncharacterized. The coding region runs from base 215 to 502 and encodes 95 amino acids. The transcript is spliced from 2 exons. The record is from RefSeq and is a predicted model, not a curated record. Lineage: Eukaryota; Viridiplantae; Streptophyta; Magnoliopsida; Solanales; Solanaceae.